This is a messenger RNA of Sitophilus oryzae (rice weevil), 982 nucleotides long. RefSeq lists its product as uncharacterized. The transcript has 4 exons. The record is from RefSeq and is a predicted model, not a curated record. The coding region runs from base 283 to 894 and encodes 203 amino acids. NCBI's taxonomy places the organism in Eukaryota, Metazoa, Arthropoda, Insecta, Coleoptera, Curculionidae.
UUAUUCUGUUUCAUAUACCACCCGCAAUACGUCUAGCACUUUUUUGUUUAAAAUUUUUGUAUUAUAAUAUUAUUCUUUGCAAAAAUUAGUUCAUAUUAGUUCUUUUCGGCCUUUUUUAGUUUUGAAACUUUUAAAUUUGAAAUUUGAAGAUAAUUUGAAGUAGUGAAAAACAAUUUAAACAAUGGUUUUUAGGUUAGAUAUGAAGUGUUAGGACCUUUAAAUAAAUUUCAGUCAUUUGUAUUUUCUUAAGGCCCAUAGCCUAUAUCCAGCUAGGUUUUAAGUAUGAGUGAUAUUCAGAGUUGGACUUACGAAGAAAAGAAAUCGUUUUUAAUAGCUCUUAGAGCAUAUGGUGAUUCUGAUCUUUUCAAAUUACAAUCUAUACUACCAAAUAAAGGAAUUACAGAAAUUAGAAAGAUCAUUGAUCAUUACAAAAAUAAAGCGCAACUUAAAUGGCUGAAUGAUGAAAAUAGAAAAAAUGAUGAAAUAAGGAACUGGCUAGAUAUUUUAGAGAAAAUAAACUCCAAACAAGUUGGACCGAUACAUGACAUUAUUCCAAGAGUUUUGAAAUAUAUUGCUUUAUUUGAAAAUAAGUCAAAGAAUAGUGAUAUAAAAAUGAGAGAAGUAUAUUUGUAUUUAUCUGAAAUCAGUAAAAUAGGUUAUGGUAGUAAACCAAAGGAACUACCUGAAAGAGCCCGAUAUUUGGUAUAUAAGUGCUUACAUCAGUUGGCACAGAAUUUACAAAAUCAAGAUAUAGAAGAGACAAAGUUAUUCUUAAAAGGGUUAGAAAAGUUUGAUGAUUUGGUUCAAUUUAGGAAAGAGGCUUCUGUAAAUUCACUCCAUGUACCUGAUUAUCUUUUACAAGUAAAUAAAAGUGACUUUGUUGAAGACAAUUAAGAAAUAAUUGUUUCUUGUAUGAUUAAGAUAUGAUUAUGAUGAUGUAUGAGAAAAGGAAAACAAAUAAAAACUUGAUGAUUUGAUUUGA